CUAUCAUUAACAGCAGCUACCACUGUUCCUCAAUACUGACUCGCCUCAAAUUUCGAUAUUUAUAGAAUAAAUUAUGAUAAAUAUCACACAUUAACUAACAAAGUGCAGUACAUAGAGAGAAAGAGAUAUCCGAGAGAAUGUUCUACGAGUGAAUUAUUGUUGUGAGAAGCGAAGUUUGAAGCAUCGAACUCUCCAUUCUGUUGCGUUAUCUCUGUUUGGGGGAUAAAUUGAGAUGGUGGGCUCUUUGCCGCCGCCAAUGUCUCUGAGUUGCAGAGCCCAGUUCAAGACGAAGCCUUUCCUCGGAUUCUUGCCUCAUGGAAACGCACAAUCAUUCUACUGGAAAAUCGAUCAUGUGUCUGCUAAGGUUACAUAUCAAGUAUCUGCAAGUGCAGACUUUUCAAGAAGGCGGCCGAGGAGAAAUUCCACGCCAAAGACAAAAGAUUCUACACCAAGGGGUUUUUUGCCGAGAACUCAGGUCCCCACGAAUACCCAGAGAAGGGAUCAAAAGAAAAACAAAGAAAACGAAGGUCAUGGUACUCCAACGCCUACGGAAUUCGAGAGUUCUAAUGCUGAAACCGAAGAGUUGAAUAUCGACUCUGAUGAAGAGGAUGCGUCUCACAUUAAAAUGGAGGAAAAUGAAUCAUUAUAUGAAGGUAAAAUAAGCGAAUUUGAAGAAAACGGGCGAGUUAGUGAAGUCGAUCUUGCAAUUGAAUCAAAAGAUGCAGAAAGCUUCACCAAAAGCGAGGAAAUUAUUGAAGAAAAACGGGUUUAUAGUACAAGUAGUGAAGAUUACAUAGAGCAGGUUGAGAGUAUUAAAAAUGUUGCUGAUUCAUACAGAAGCCUGUCUGUUAUGUCAGAGGCAGUUGAAAGUGGUUACAAGCCUUUUAGUGAGGAUAUCAAAAAAGGAGAUUAUUUUCUAAAAUUAAAGUUGGAAAGGGAAGCUAUUUUGCGUAAGGAGGCAUUAGACAGGCUGGCCGGGGAGAAUUUCAAGAAAGGGAACAAAUUGUUUUACUACCCAGAGGCCGUAAAACCUGAUCAAGAAGUGGAGGUAUAUUUUAACAGAAGCUUCUCUACUCUGAAGAACGAACCAGAUGUUAUAAUUAUGGGAGCCUACAAUGAUUGGAAAUGGAAAUCGUUCACCUUGAAGUUGAGCAAGAGCAAUCUCAAUGGAGAUUGGUGGUCUUGCCGGCUCCAUGUUCCUAAAGAAGCAUAUAAAAUCGAUUUCGUGUUCUAUAAUGGAGCAGAUGUGUACGAUAACAACGAUAAGCAAGAUUUCUGUAUAACCGUGGAGGGUGGAAUGGACAUUUUCGAUUUCGAGAAUUUCUUGCUUGAAGAAAAACUGAGGGAACAGGAGGAGCUUGCAAAGCAGAAAGCUGAGAAGGAAAGACAAGCAGAAGUACAAAGGCGUAUAGAAGCAGAAAGGGUAGCACGUGAAGCUGAUAGAAUUCAGGCCAGAGAGGAAGUUGCAAAACAGAGGGCAAUGAUGCAAGAGUUAAUGAAAAGGGCUGUUACAUCGAUUGACGAUGUUUGGUACAUAGAGCCUAGUGAAUUCAAAGGCAAUGACAUGGUGAGGUUGUAUUACAACAGGAGUUCAGGUCCACUUUCUAAUGCUCGGGAGAUAUGGAUUCAUGGAGGACAUAAUAGUUGGAAGAAUGGGCUGUCCAUUGUCUCUAAGCUCGUCAAGUCCGAGAAGACUCUUGGAGACUGGUGGUACGCUGAAUUUGUUGUGCCUGAUCAAGCUCUUGUAUUGGACUGGGUUUUUGCUGAUGGGCCACCCAAGAAAGCGGUUAUUUAUGACAACAACAGGCGCCAAGAUUUUCAUGCUAUUGUUCUGAAAUCCAUACCUAACGAACUGUAUUGGGUUGAAGAAGAGCAGCGUAUAUUUCAUAAGCUUCAGGAAGAAAGGAGGUUAAAAGAAGAAGCAAUGCGAGUGAAGGCAGAAAAAACUGCACGCCUGAAAGCAGAAACAAAGGAAAGAACCUUGAAAACGUUUUUGUUGUCUCAAAAGCAUAUAGUUUACACUGAUCCCCUUGAUAUCCAAGCUGGAAGCACAGUCACCUUAUUUUAUAAUCCUGCCAACUCUGUCCUAAAUGGAAAGCCCGAAAUUUGGUUGAGAUGUUCUUUCAAUCGCUGGACUCAUCGAAUGGGCCCACUGCCACCUCAAAAGAUGAUUCCUGCUGAAAAUGGUUCUCAUCUUAAAGCGACGGUCAAGAUUCCCCUGGAUGCAUAUGUGAUGGAUUUCGUUUUCUCCGAGAGAGAAGAUGGCGGAAUUUUUGACAGCAAGAAUGGAAUGGACUACCAUAUACCUGUAUUUGGAGGGGUUGUGAAGGAGCCCCCAAUGCACAUUGUACAUAUAGCAGUUGAAAUGGCACCGAUUGCGAAGGUGGGUGGUCUUGGUGAUGUCGUCACUAGUCUUUCCCGAGCUGUUCAGGACAUGAACCAUAAUGUGGAUGUUAUCCUUCCAAAAUAUGAUUGUUUGAAUUUCAGCAAUGUGAAGGAUUUGCAGUUUCAUAAGAGCUACUCAUGGAGUGGAACUGAAAUUAAAGUUUGGUUCGGGAAGGUGGAAGGCCUCUCUGUCUACUUCCUGGAGCCUCAAAAUGGAUUAUUUUCGGUUGGUUGCAUUUAUGGACGUGGUAAUGACGGAGAGAGAUUCGGUUUCUUUUGUCACGCAGCUCUCGAGUUCCUUUUACAAAGUGGAUUCCGUCCCGAUAUUAUUCAUUGUCACGAUUGGUCAAGUGCUCCAGUUGCAUGGUUGUUUAAGGAACAAUAUAUGCAAUAUGGGCUCAGUAAAGCCCGUGUUGUCUUUACCAUACACAAUCUUGAAUUUGGAGCAGCCUUGAUUGGGAAAGCCAUGGCAUUCUCAGACAAGGCUACAACUGUAUCACCUACUUAUUCACAGGAAGUUUCUGGAAAUCCCGCAAUUGCCCCUCACCUUUACAAAUUUCAUGGUAUUCUCAAUGGAAUCGACCCAGAUAUAUGGGAUCCUUACAAUGACAAGUUCAUCCCUUUGCAUUAUACUUCAGAAAAUGUGGUUGAAGGCAAACGGGCCGCGAAAGAAGCUUUGCAGCAAAGGCUCGGGCUGAAACGGGCUGACCUGCCCUUGGUGGGGAUCAUUACCCGGUUGACUCACCAAAAAGGAAUCCAUCUCAUCAAACACGCCAUCUGGCGCUCCUUGGAACGGAAUGGACAAGUUGUCCUGUUGGGUUCGGCUCCUGAUCCUCGGAUUCAGAAUGAUUUCGUGAAUUUGGCAAACCAGUUGCAUUCUUCACAUAAUGACCGCGCACGCUUGUGCCUGACAUAUGAUGAGCCUCUCUCGCAUUUGAUAUAUGCGGGUGCAGAUUUCAUUCUUGUCCCGUCAAUAUUUGAACCGUGCGGAUUGACUCAACUCACGGCAAUGAGAUACGGUUCAAUUCCUGUUGUUCGCAAAACUGGAGGUCUGUAUGAUACUGUGUUUGAUGUUGACCAUGAUAAAGAAAGAGCACAAGCAUGUGGUCUUGAGCCAAAUGGAUUUAGUUUUGAUGGUGCAGAUGCUGCUGGUGUAGAUUAUGCUCUGAAUAGAGCAAUAUCUGCUUGGUAUGAUGGAAAAGAGUGGUUUAAUUCGUUGUGCAAGCGUGUUAUGGAGCAAGAUUGGUCCUGGAAUCGGCCAGCUCUCGAUUACUUGGAACUCUACCAUGCAGCUCGGAAGUGAAAAAGAAUCAGGAAAAAAAAUAAAAGUUUUGUGCAGGUUUAAUAAAUUAUACUUCAAGAUUUAUUUUUUUAAUCACUCUCUAAACAUAUAUUUUAUGUUUAGUGAUUCAUCAUUUUUUCACCAAUCCAGUUCACAUUAAUAAAGUAUGAUGACAUUUUGGGGCGAACCAAGUCUUGAGCUCAUAUUUAUUACUAAUCAGCAAGCACAAGUUCAAUUA
Molecule: messenger RNA, 3905 nt
Organism: Striga asiatica
Lineage: Eukaryota; Viridiplantae; Streptophyta; Magnoliopsida; Lamiales; Orobanchaceae
Source: the annotation of a GenBank genome assembly